Molecule: messenger RNA, 1740 nt
Organism: Dothidotthia symphoricarpi CBS 119687
Lineage: Eukaryota; Fungi; Ascomycota; Dothideomycetes; Pleosporales; Dothidotthiaceae
Exons: 1
Coding region: 124-1554 (476 amino acids)
Biological process (GO): ribosomal small subunit biogenesis; maturation of SSU-rRNA
Cellular component (GO): preribosome, small subunit precursor
Molecular function (GO): RNA endonuclease activity
Source: RefSeq, a predicted model, not a curated record
CCACGAUCGAGAAAUUUUAUACCAGUGCACAACGAGCAUUCACCAAAAGUGCGCUAACACAAGUGACUGUAACGAAUCCUGAGAACGAAAGAGAGGGAAUUCCAUACAUUGAAAACAUAAAAGAUGGCGACCGAAAACUCCCAAAAACCAAUCCAUUCCCUGAUUCUCGACACCGGACCCUUGAUCAAAAACGCCGUCUCAAUAUCCACAAUCAUCAACUCCGCUGAGGAACUCUACACCACGCCUGCCAUUCUCUCUGAAAUCCGGGAUGAGGCGACCAGGUCACGAGUCAAGACGACUCUCAUGCCAUUUUUGAAGAUCAGGAAUCCGAGACCGGCAAGCUAUGAGGCGGUGAUUGCGUUCAGUAAGAAGACGGGCGACCAUGCGGUGCUGAGUAGGCAGGAUUUGGGCAUCUUGGCGCUGGCGUACGAAAUACAUUGCGAGAGGAAUGGGGGGCCUUGGGGACUGAGGGAUGCGCCAAAGGGGCCGCUUAAGCAAAAGCCGGAGGAAGAGAAGAAAGAGGCAAAACUGGCUGAAUCAGAGCAACCCACGAGUGGGGAGGGUCAAGUUGAGCCGCAAAGUGAGCAAGUAGUAUCCGAAGAGAAGGCGGCCGAGACCACAACUACGGGAGAGGACACCACCGAACAGGAAGCACCAACAGCACCAACAGUAGACGAUCAGCAGGAAUUGGAAACGCAAGCAGAACAAUCAAACCAGGAGCAAGAACCAACAUCCACAGAGCAGAAGUCCGUUGAGCCGGAGGUUACUACAGCUCCGGAAAACCUCUCAAAAGACAUCGCAAACCUUGCCAUCUCUUCCACCCGACAACCCACCCAACAGCCCACCCCUCCCGCCACCGACUCUUCCAACUCAGACAACGACGACGACGACGCCAACGACAACGACGAUGACAACGACGGCGAAUGGAUCACUCCCUCCAACCUAACCAAGCACAAAGCCAAAGACUCCGGCGCGCAAACCUCCGCGCGCACAGCCUCAGACCCCCAAACCGACGUAGCAACAAUGACCAUCGACUUCGCGAUGCAAAACGUGCUCCUCCAAAUGAACCUCCACCUCCUCUCGACCAACAUGCAGCGCAUCAAGCAGCUGAAAUCCAAGGUCCUGCGCUGCCACGCCUGCUUCAACAUCGUCAAAGACACAACCAAGCAGUUCUGCCCGCGCUGCGGCGGCGCAACCCUGAAGAGCGUGUCGUGCUCCACAAACGCAAAGGGCGAGUUCCGCGUCCAUCUCGCCAAAAACUACCAGUACAAUACUCGUGGCGAUCGGUAUAGUGUGCCGAAGCCGAUUGCGGGCACGGCGAACGGGAAGUGGAGUGGUCAGGGUGGAGGCAAGGGCGGGUGGGGCAGGGAUCUGAUUCUCGCUGAGGAUCAGAAGGAGUAUUCGAAGCAGAUGACUGAGGAGAAGAGGAGGGGCACGAAGGAUCUUAUGGAUGAGGAUUAUCUGCCGGGCAUUCUUACGGGGGAUCGGGGGCGCGCUGGUGGCAGGCCUAAGGUCGGGGCUGGGAAGAAUGCGAAUUCUAGGAAGAGGUUUUAGGUGUGCGAACUUGGAGGUGGGAGGGAUCUUGACAAGCAUGGAGGGACUAUGUGUUUGUGGUAGAGGGUUCAGGACAUGAUUUAUGAUACCUUGCAUUAGACAGGCGUUUUUGCGAAAAUUCAAAAGUGGUUUUAUUGGAAAUUGGGAGAUGACUUAGGGUAUCACGGAAAAUAGACAUUGCAACGG